Egretta garzetta (little egret) is the source of this 1071-nucleotide messenger RNA. It is a transcript of the gene MUC13, whose product is annotated as mucin 13, cell surface associated. The record is from RefSeq and is a predicted model, not a curated record. Lineage: Eukaryota; Metazoa; Chordata; Aves; Pelecaniformes; Ardeidae. Bases 1 to 1071 code for a protein of 356 amino acids. The transcript is spliced from 11 exons.
AUGCCACCAGGAGACUUAUGCCACCUAGACCCUUGUGGGAAAAAAUUAGCUCAAUGUGUUGUUUUAAAUAGCAAUUUUACCUGCCUGUGCCAAUAUGGAUUCUACUACAGCGACAAGGAUUGUCACAGAGGGUUAAUAUUCCCGGGGGUCAUUACAGUGAAAGGAUCUUACAGUGAUAAUGUUCAAAUUGUAAAUUCUGUGGAAUAUGAAGAGGUGUUCCAAAAUACAACAAACUUUUUUAGGGAUGCCUUGGGAGAAUUACCAGGCUUUGUGCAGACUGUCAUUGUGGAAAUUCAACCUCUAGAAAAAGGCAGAACUGCUCGUCCAAUGAGCGUAACAGUGACAAACCUGUUUAGGGAGAACUCAGAUGUAAAUAAUGAGACAGUUACUUCUGCAAUAAUGAAUGCAACAGGAUCUUCAUCCUAUGUCUCUCACUACAGAGGUGCAAGCUAUUGUGCUGCUUUUAAUUGUGAUGAAAGAACCACAACUUGUGAAGAAAGUAUGUUUCCAAAAUGCAUAUGCCAAAGUCCUUACUCAAAGACAAAAUGGGAUGAUCGUUCUUGUUCAGAUUGCAGUAAGAACUGUUCUGAAGAAGAAAAUGAGUAUUGUGCAAAAGAAAAAGGGGUUCCAGUAUGCAAAUGCAUGCCUGACUUCAAAAAGAAGGAUGGAAAAUGUGUAUCCUGUCCAGUGGGGUACUCUGGAGAGAACUGCAAGAAUGAUAGAGAACUUAUCCUUAUAAUAGUGGGUACAGUGUUUGGAGCAAUUAUCCUGAGUUUGGUGAUAGCAGUCUCUGUUGUUUCAGUAAGAGCCAAACACAAGCAAGAUCCAGAGAAGAAGAGACUGAUAAAGUCAGAAUAUUCCAAUCCAAAUACCUCUGAAGAUAGACAGACCACGAUGUUCCCCAGAGUCCAGACCACCACUUCUGGCCACACGAACCCAGGAUAUCAGCCAAACAACCCAUACCAGAUGCGUUCCUCAGACAGAGGUCGUUUUCCAAAUAGGGAUUAUGAUGAUUUGUAUGAAGCAUCACGGGAGCCUGAGGGCUUUAGGAUGCAGAGCAGCAGAUACUAA